AGUACCGUGCGAACGUAAAUUAACAUCACAUAACUUUACAAGUUCAAGUGGGCAGCCAUAUCUUAUGUUGUAACUAUAGAAGGUGAUAAAAUCAACAUGCAGAAACCCAAUCAGUUUGGCAUUUUUGCAAUCUUCACGAUUUUGGCCUUGGUUCAUAUUGGACAUGCACAGGAUCUACGAAAAGUCUCUGAGCCCAAGACUCCGCAAACCUGCAUCUCGCUAAAAGCAAGUGGCAAAGAUGACACUGAAAUCAUUCAAAAGGCUCUCAACUCUUGCACGAAAGGAAAAGCUGUUGAAUUGGCAUCUGGCACUUUUAACUCUGGUCACCUGACCAUACCAUCUGGUGUGAGCCUUGUUGUAGAUAGCGGAGUGACACUUAAAGCUAUACCAAAUCCUAAAUUGUAUGGUACAGGAAGUUGCGGAACUGUUAGUACCCAUGGCAGCUGUAAUCCUUUCAUUGCCAUAUACGGAGCCAAAGGAAGUGGAAUAUAUGGGAAAGGCACAAUUGAUGGACAGGGAAACCAGAAAUUGACUGGCACAAGCACGACCUGGUGGGAUCUCUCUCAUAUAGCUUUAGUUGAGGGAAAAAACCAGAACAAUCCUCGCCUGAUAAAUAUAAGAGACUCUGAAGACAUAACCAUACACCAGAUCACUCUUAAAAACUCACCUCUGUUCAAUAUUGCCACCAGCAAUACAAAUGGCUUCACAGCUUGGGGUGUGACUAUCGAAGCCCCUGCCAGUGCUCGUAAUACUGAUGCCAUCGACCCAACAGGAUCACAAAACGUCACAAUCGCCCACUGCAACAUAAGUGUUGGUGACGACAACGUGGCCAUAUCCUCCCUCCAUGGACCCUCACGGCAUAUUUCCAUCCUGAACAACCAUUUUGGCUCUGGGAAUGGUAUGUCGAUAGGUAGUGGCACCCUCUAUGGCAUCAGCGAUGUGCUGGUGUCAGGAUUGACUUUCGUCGGCUCUCUGAAUGGCGUGCACAUCAAGAGCAGCUCCUUGAACGGCGGCCUUGUGACGCGCAUUACCUACAACAACCUUUGUGUUUCAGGGGUGAUGAAGCCUAUUGACUUGGACAUGAGAUACAUGAACUACACCGGCAGCCAUGUGCCUCACUAUAGCGAUAUCACCUUUAACCACAUGAAGGUGGUCACCAAGGGAAGAUUUAAAUUUCAUGGCAUCAGUUCGUCGAACGAAGUUUCGGCCACAUUGAACGAUGUGCACAUCACCAAAGGUUCGAUUUGGGACAAAAGCUAUGCCAGUAUCAAGGGAAGUGCGAAAGAAGAUGCUACAGGUCAUUGUGGAUGGGCUGGGUAUAUGUAGUUGUGCGCUAGAUUAACAAUUCUUGCUUGAGAACUAGUUCGUAUGUUAAUAAAUUGUAAUUUUGAGGUCUA
Bacillus rossius redtenbacheri is the source of this 1397-nucleotide messenger RNA. Its product is annotated as endo-polygalacturonase-like. Gene Ontology annotation, biological process: carbohydrate metabolic process. Lineage: Eukaryota; Metazoa; Arthropoda; Insecta; Phasmatodea; Bacillidae. Gene Ontology annotation, molecular function: polygalacturonase activity. The transcript is spliced from 2 exons. Bases 97 to 1326 code for a protein of 409 amino acids. The record is from RefSeq and is a predicted model, not a curated record.